AUGGAUUUCACCAAGGCCCUCACUCUCACCCUCUCUCUCUUAUUUCUAGUUUAUUGUCAGGAGAAGACUCGUUCCCAAGCGGAGGAGAGACUCUUCAACCAUCUCUUCAUUGGCUACAAUAGAUGGUCCAGACCUGUGCCUAACACUUCAGAUGCUGUCAUCGUCAACUUUGGACUUUCCAUUGCUCAGCUCAUUGACGUGGAUGAGAAAAACCAGAUGAUGACGACCAACGUUUGGCUGAAGCAGGAAUGGUAUGAUUAUAAACUCAUGUGGGAUCCUGUAGAAUUUGACAAUGUUACUUCAGUCCGUGUGCCCUCUGAGAUGAUCUGGAUCCCUGACAUCGUUCUUUACAACAAUGCCGAUGGAGAGUUUGCUGUGACACACAUGACAAAGGCCCACCUUUUCUCGACGGGCAGGGUUCAGUGGGUGCCCCCAGCCAUCUAUAAGAGUUCCUGCAGCAUUGAUGUCACGUUCUUCCCUUUUGACCAGCAGAACUGCAAAAUGAAAUUUGGCUCCUGGACGCAUGACAAGUCCAAGAUCGAUUUGAGGAGUAUGGGCAGGAACGUGGACCUUAAGGACUACUGGGAGAGUGGCGAGUGGGCCAUAGUCAACGCGGUGGGCAUUUACAACAGCAAGAAGUAUGACUGUUGCUCUGAGGUGUAUGUGGAUAUCACGUACUCCUUCAUUAUCAGGAGGCUCCCUCUCUUCUACACCAUUAACCUUAUCAUUCCCUGUCUGCUCAUCUCCUGUUUAACUGUUCUAGUCUUCUAUUUACCGUCAGGCUGUGGAGAGAAGAUCACACUUUGUAUAUCAGUGUUGCUCUCUCUCACUGUCUUCCUGCUUCUUAUAACAGAGAUUAUCCCCUCGACCUCCCUGGUCAUCCCUUUAAUCGGUGAAUACCUGCUCUUCACCAUGAUCUUCGUCACGCUCUCCAUUGUCAUCACCGUCUUUGUCCUCAAUGUUCAUCACCGCUCACCCAACACACACAAGAUGCCCAGGUGGGUGAGGAAGGUUUUCCUUGACUCCAUUCCUCGGUGGCUCUUCAUGAAGAGACCGGGACCCAAGGCGGAAACCUUCACCAAUCACUUCAGCCUGCUGGAGCUGAAGCUCGGCCCCACCAAGCGCUGCCCCCAAGCAGAGCCUGAGGCCCCCUGUUUCAGUCUGCCCCUGUGUCACCCCAGGCCAAUGGGCCUCCACACUCAUGGAUACCAGUGUCGUCAUGAGCCCAACAAGCACGCAGGAGGGAGACACAACCACAGCCAGAGGAGCAGCCUGAACAAUGGCACCCAGGCAGAGUCCACCCUGCUGCUCUCCCCCAGCAUCAUCAGGGCCCUCGAGGGAGUGCACUACAUCGCCAAUCACCUCCGAGCUGAGGAUGCUGAUUUUUCAGUAAAGGAAGACUGGAAGUACGUCGCCAUGGUGAUUGACCGGAUCUUUCUCUGGAUAUUCAUCAUCGCCUGCCUGCUGGGGACAUUCGGACUGUUCCUCCCUCCCUGGCUGGCGGGGAUGGUUUGAAGAAUUCCCUGUGUCAAGUGGGGAGAAGGAGGGGAGACUGAGCAGUGGGUGUUUGAGCUGCAAUGUGGGAGGGAACUCUCCCCUUCACCCCCGUAAAGGCCUCUGUCCCUCCCUACCACCCCACCCAGUGCAUGGCCAGCAACACAGCAAAUAUACCAAGGUGCAAGUUGUUUAACGACUGGUCACAAGGGAUUAACUGACAACUCACACACUAAUCCCCAACUCUCCUUUUACCUGAUCACAGUAUUUAUAUUGAUGCUUUCACGGUGUUGAGUAAAAUUAAUAAAUAAUAAUUUUAAAGAUA
Molecule: messenger RNA, 1819 nt
Organism: Carcharodon carcharias (great white shark)
Lineage: Eukaryota; Metazoa; Chordata; Chondrichthyes; Lamniformes; Lamnidae
Product: neuronal acetylcholine receptor subunit alpha-2-like
Exons: 5
Coding region: 1-1515 (504 amino acids)
Biological process (GO): nervous system process; regulation of membrane potential; signal transduction
Cellular component (GO): neuron projection; postsynaptic membrane; synapse
Molecular function (GO): transmembrane signaling receptor activity; acetylcholine-gated monoatomic cation-selective channel activity
Source: RefSeq, a predicted model, not a curated record